Molecule: messenger RNA, 1582 nt
Organism: Dicrocoelium dendriticum
Lineage: Eukaryota; Metazoa; Platyhelminthes; Trematoda; Plagiorchiida; Dicrocoeliidae
Source: the annotation of a GenBank genome assembly
AUGCUGUUGUUGGGUCACUGGAACGCUUGCCUGCAAUUCCUUGUCCCCAUGCUGAUGGACUUUCCUGUGCAAAGCUGGGUCUCUAAGUCUCAUCUGCAAGAAGCUCAUUGGUUUGAGCAAUACACAUGGGCUCUCUUCAAGGCACUUUCCCACAUGCUGUCCAUCGGUUACGGGCGCUAUCCCCCGAGCAGCUUACCGGAAGCGUGGAUCACCAUCGUCAGUAUGAUGACAGGAGCCACUUGCUAUGCGCUGUUCGUCGGUCAUGCGGCGGCUCUGAUCCAGUCAUUCGACGCUUCCAAACGGAAAUACCGUGAGAUGCUAAAGCAAGUGGAAGAAUACAUGGCAUAUAAAAAGUUCCCCAGAAGUCUGAGGCACCGAAUCACUGGCUACUAUGAACACCGAUACAAAGGGAAAAUGUUCAAUGAGAAGGAAAUCCUGGGUGAACUAUCCGAAUGUUUACGUGAAGCAAGUUUUCACACUUCUAGGUGCUUUCAAAUAAUCAAUUAUAACUGCCGGGCUCUGGUAGCCGCAGUGCCAAUAUUUGCCAACGCAGACCAAAACUUUGUAUCCGAAGUCGUUGUCCAACUGAAACAGGAAGUCUUUCAACCAGGCGACUUGAUCAUCAAAGAAGGCACAAUUGGUAACAAAAUGUACUUUAUUCAAGAAGGUGUGGUGAAUAUAAUUACGAAAUCUGGUGAAGUAGCCAAUCGGCUCUCCGACGGAUGCUAUUUCGGAGAGAUUUGUCUUCUUACGCACGCCAGACGAGUGGCAACCGUACAAGCUGAGACAUAUUGUACGUUGUAUUCCUUGAACCAGGACAAUUUCUACGAAGUGCUCAACAAUCAUCCAGAUAUGAGAGAGUCCAUGGAGAAGGUCGCUGCUGAACGAUUGCAAGACAUUGGUCGUCGAGCUUCGAUGGUACGACAACACCACGAUUCAGAUUGUCGCUCGGAGCACGCGCAGCAAAUCGCUAACCAGAGAAUAUUGACCAUUGAGACAUCGCAGUAUACUCCAGGAGCCGAAUCAACAUGUGCUUCAAUGCAGUCUAUCUACGCGAACCCAUUUCGCUCAGAAUUUGAUGUGGGAAAGAAAAUGUAUUAUCUCGUAUCCAUGAACAAAAGUCGACAAUCGACCGGAGGUGAGAAUGCCGUUUGUUCCAAACUGACUGGAAUAUACACACAAGGAAUACGCUCGAGUUCCAGUAGACAAACGCAUUCGGGUGGAGAAAAUAGCCUACAGGAGACGAGCUCAGAAUUUAGCCAUGGUGCGCUCAAUCCCACAACAGAAGUCUGUACAGAUCCUGACUCGUUCAUGUCUCAACAAGCAAACAGUCCACCGGACGGACGCGUGUCAACGACUCAAAAUACUCCUUACUCUGAGACCCGAAUGUAGGAACAUUGAUCUUCCUUUGAAAUCGGGAAACCUACAAGAGGAACGAAGAUUAUGUAUGAUGCUUUGCACAAGGGUGUCACAUAAAUGCACUUCCAAUUUCUUCCAAUAAUCUUUGUUAAACAACAAUUACGUGGCUAAAGUAAUGUCUGCUGGAGUGAGCGAGACCACUCAUAGUAAUGCACGACAAGAG